Messenger RNA from Spirometra erinaceieuropaei, 8052 nucleotides. The record is from the annotation of a GenBank genome assembly. NCBI's taxonomy places the organism in Eukaryota, Metazoa, Platyhelminthes, Cestoda, Diphyllobothriidea, Diphyllobothriidae.
AUGGUUGGAAUACUGCGUCUUUCUGUGAGUUCGUAGUUUUCUCGAGAAAAGUUUCGGGAAAACCUAUGGGGCAUUCGUCCGGUCUCACUUAGUGUACGCAGUCCAGGCCUGGCGACCGUGGUUGAAGAAAGAUUAUCAACGACUGGAAAGGGUACAGGCGAUGGCUACGAAGAUGGUCAAGAAUCUUCAUCAUCAGCCUUACGAAACCAGGCUGACCGAACUAAAUCUGUUUCCUCUAAAUUACAGGCAAAUGCGCGGCGACCUCAUUCAAACCUACAGGAUUGUCAGAGGUCGGGAGUUUGCCCUAGACUUAGAGGAAUUCCUCGAAUUGGCCGGCACUGACCGUCUGCGUGGUCAUCCCUUCAAACUGUAGAGGAAGCUGGCCCAUUCGGACGUCCGACGGAACGCCUUCUCUCACAGGGUCAUUGGGGCAUGGAACGGACUCCAUGAUGCAGUGGUUCAUUCCGAAAGUAUCGAUUCCUUCAAGUGUAGACUUAAUGCGCAUUUGUUGAGAAACUACUGUUCAUACAAUAACGAUUGUUUUAGGGGCGGCAUUUUUCGCAUGGCUCACACUUACCGUGAAUUUUUAAAUUUUCGCAUUUGUUGACGUAAUUGAUCACUUUAUUUCUGUUUAUCGAUAUGAAUAGGGAGCACAUGGGCGAAAGGAUCAUUCCCUUAAUAAACUGACUUGAACUGACACUUAACGAAUGCUUUUCGGUAAUUUGGAUCUCCUCGGCUUGUUGUUUUUCUUCAGACACUAUCUUAGCCCGCUGAAAAAUAUCACGAAUCAAGGGCAGGACAGAAACGUCGUUCUGAAGAUGGAAUCGACGAUAAAGUCUGCGCAAUCUGCGCCGAAAGGGUAAGAGUAGGAAAACCCAAUCAUCAACAUUAAUAAUUGUCUUAUGGCGGACACAUCGUGAAAUAAGUGGAUCCAAAAUUUCGUACAGAUUUCCAGCGCAACCAUUUACAUCAGAACUAAGGCAGUAAUCAGUCCAGUCGUACGAAUUAAGGUAUGUUAAUAAUUCGGUUGAGCGAGUUGAUCGGAGGUCGCGGAAAAAGUUAUACUUUGGGAACAACGUUUCGUCAGCCUCGACUCACAAAGUUGAAACAAUUAUGUCAUGGUCUGAGCCCUCAAGUUGGCCAAGGGAUGACACUGACGAUGGGAUGCAGCCUCUACAAAAAAUCAGGUCAAGUUUGCUUGAUACUCGGGUGGGAAAAUCGACCACCUGAGUCCACAUUCCAACAUCCACAGCCUCAAGAAAGUCUUCGAACCUUCUGGGGCCUGAAGGCGGAGACCAGCGAACAUCAGGGAGAUUAAUGUCGCCCGCAACCAAUUGAUACUUUAAGCUUGAGUCGGCCGCAGCAAGAAAUGCCUGUGAGAGUAAACGAUCAAAAUUGUUUUUGUCAUUGUGAGGGCAAUAGACACAACCAACGAGUAAGGAGAAAUUAUUUUUUGGUGAAACCUGAAGUCAGCUGCUGCCUUCAAUUGCGGAAAAUUGCGGUAGGUGUGCCGGUCACGGAAAGUCUUACAUGGCUGGUCGCAUGUAAUCGUCCUGUAAAAAGCGAUACUUAUCAACAAUUACAUACUCAAGUUCUCUUUGAAACACAAAAAUUGUUUUGGUCUACAUCAGUUCAGUUGGUAGAGAGUAUCGUGGUCGGAAUGCCUGUUGGUUGAAAAAAAAUUUCCUGCUACAUAUUGGCGCUCGUUUUCCCUUGUCCUUGCAGGGACGAACGAGUAGGCGAGUUGUCCACGUAAACAAAGGGAGGUCCGGCGUUUUUAGAAAGUUACCAUGAUCGCAGGUGUUCCGGAACAUCCAAGACAGGGCACACCUUAGCUACAUGUAAGGUAGAAGGCAUGGGUCAAGCUCUAUUGGCUUAUUCUGAUCCGAUAGAUUCUUAUAAAAGUCGACUAUCAUCCUUGUACUGCAUUUUGCCUGUUCGAGGAUAUCAGUAUCGUAUUAUAUCCAGGGUGGCCAGAGUGAAAUCACGGAGUUCUAAAUUUUUUCCCAACUCUCCCCGUAAUUUGUUUAAAUACUUCAAAUAUUCAUGAGAUUUACCCACCAGUCGCUUGUUCUUUAUUGAAUACUGGCAUCGUCUUGACUGGUUAUUAAGUUUAUUUUAUCUGCAAUUCUGCUAUAGUUCAUAGACAUACUGCCGAACAAGUUCUAGGCAAAAAUGGAGUCUGAGAUGCCAUUGAAAUUCAAUGUUGACUACGAAGGCGACCAUCUUGAAUGCCAACUUGUAAAGCUGUUUGAUCCAUAUUGAAUCCUGCUCUCUAUAGCGUCUGCUUGACGAGCUAAAAUGUCUUGAGCUGCAGCAAAAAAGAAGUCCAAGACAAAUUAAAUUUCAGGAGGUUCUUCGGAUUGAAUUAAAGGAGCAUGAGGUAUUUUUUGUUCAUUUAUAUAUAAUGUUUGAUAGAUUCGAUUCAAUGGCAGCUGGUGUGUAUUCCGAUUAUCGGAAGACCCACGCAAAACGCAUAAACAAAAGGAUUUUCUGCGGACGGUGCUCAGUGCAAUUCUGAAGUAUUGGAGAGAAACGUUCCCAAAGUAUAAUUAUUGGUACGACGUUAAGUUUCUGAUCACCUCAAAUUUAAAGCGACGACUCGCUCUUAGUAGCAACUGAGGCCAUGUAUGAAUUGAUAAAGGAAGAAACGUGUGAAUUAAACAAAAACGCAUGUUUUCGGGAUGCAGAAAUGUCGCUUGUCCACCCACUGGAUAAUUAUUUUAAGGAAUCAAGAUUGAAGAACUUAAACUUUGCUUCAUUGGAGAAGGUUUUACUCAUUUCACUUUUUAACCAGGGUUAAAGAGUCUUCAGGUCUCAAAAGCAAGCAAGCAAAUUAGAUACUUGAAAUUAUCCGUCACAUCGAAAUCCACGAUUGACAACGCUCCGGUCGUGAUGCUUGCUGUAUCUUCUCUGUCAUCAUCCACUGUUGUUGACCUUAGCGGGGAAAAAAUUGUAAGUUCUCCGACACAAAUUCGAAACGACUAUAACCGUUGUCCAUCUUAUUCCUGAGGCUGUCAGACAGUUUUCAUUUAAGGACUUCUUAUUAUUGAACUAAGGGCCUUGUUGUUGUCUUUGUUGAUUUAUCUCCAUUGCAACGUUCCACGUCCUGUUUAUCACUGGUGAUUACUUCGCGCAGCACUCCCCUUAUUUUGAUAAACGGACUGGUGCUAGAAGAAAAAAUACUGUUAGUUCUGUAAUAGUGCUAGGAAAACAAUUGUCUUCUUCCCAUCUUGUGAUAAUUUCAAUAUAUUUAGUUUGAAUCUGUGAUAUCUUAUUGGCAUGUGAACAUAGACACAUGCGGCAAAAUCUGAGCCACCUUCACACUCCACAUGCCAUCAAAAAACACUUCGUUGCGAAGAAACAAGGAAAAUUCGCAUCUAUGACGAACCGUCUAAUUUUGAAAUUUUAUUUUGGGCAAACCACUGAAAUCGUACAUUUUGUUGGCGAAUUUUGUAAGUGGAAUCGGCUGAUGCACCGCACUUUUAUGGUGGGAACACACACAGAAAUGUGGCUUGUCUAUGACCGGUUUUUUGCGGACGUUCGCAUUUAAGCUGUUCGUUAUUCGUCCCUUAGAAUAGAGAAAAGUAAAAUAUCAGACCGCUGCAUUUUGACAUUUUGAGGCUGAAAACGCUAUUGUCGACCCUACGUUUAUGUCAAAUAAGGGCUGAUUUUAAGUAGGACCGCAUUUAAAAAAAAUUUAAAGUAAUUUACCUAUUGUGAAAUUUAUUGUGUAUGAUUUGUAGGACGAAGACCUUUUAAAAGUUCUCAAAGUUUCGUUCAAAAUCAACAAGUCAUUUCGAGGUCUGACAAUGAUCAAUCCCCAAGUCGACGGGUUCGUGGCAAUUCCUUGUUGCGUGCAUUUUUGGAGGGCCGUAACCUUAUUUUCGUAACUUAUGAUGAAGAUUACUUAUACUAUUACGUAGCAUGUCGGACUUUUGUCUCCCUUAAACGUCUGGCCCAAGAGUCCGGCGAGUGAAUACCACCGGGUAAACCCCAAUGUUCUAUGCUAUCAAUCAUGCGAAUUAGGUGAUUUCGUUCUUUCAAUAUCCAUAAAGACAUGAACCGCGCGAUUGAUGGCGUUUGUUCUGUUUUUCCUUGUCUCACAGCUAUGGGUACCGUCACCUAUAAAAUUGUAUCUUGCACGAAAAUCAGCACAGAGUAGAGGAGUUGCACAACGGUCCGUAUUACCUCAGCCUCCAUUUCAGUAAAACCACCUUCACUUUCAGGAGUGAUGCUAGUUUAUGUCUUUCGAUGAUCACUUAUAGUCGGGGACUUAGACAUCGACAAGCAGCACCAUGUUGACGGGUAUGACUUUGAACUGUAUACAAUUUCCCUGAAUUGUAAUAAUAAUAAUAGUAUUUAAUGCCAGUUUACAGGCAUUGUCAAGGAAGCGUUAAACACAAAUCCAGCCAGCAUUUGAAAAAAAAACAACAGUCAAAAAGGAAUAAAAAUGAAGUUGAUGGUGGUUUUUUAUAGUUUGGAGGGUUCAGGAGAAAAAACUGCUGCACAUGAAAUGCUGACAGUCAAGAAAUGUAGGAGCAGCACUAUCGGAUAUUAUCAGUCGCCAAUUCCUUUCAUGAAAUUGAUGCUGGUGCGAACAGAAGUGCCGAAGAACAGUUGUUACUGUUGGCUAAAGAAUUUGUCCAUGAUGAGACCGGUCAUAGAGAUCAGAGAUCAGGAACGCCAUCACUACGGUAUAGUCGAUCAGUGGAUUCAGAACCCAAAAUUUGUGGGAGCUUUUCUGAAUGCGAAAAUUGAGUAAUAGUUCUUUAAAAAAAUGAUGAUUUUGCAGAUUUUUCACAUUCCUGGGUAGUUUAUUCCAAAUAGCAAUUGCAUUUACAGAAAAGAACCAACGAUAUUAAACAGUACGCGUCAGAGUAAGAAAUAAAAAGACCUCACUGUGAUUGUUACGUCGAGAGUGGACAAGAUGUCUUAAAGUAGUGAGUAGGUUAAAUAAUCAGGCCUUGCGCUAUAAUAUGGCAAAACUAGUACAAAAAUUAAAUACUCUAUGACACACUUGAGGAAACAUUGUUCAUUUAUGAAAACGCAGUGUUUAGUCCGAUUAUGAGUCACACAUGAGGCAAAGAAACCGAGCACAAAAACGUCUUUUUUCCUUUCUUCUUCAUUCAGUUCCUAAACAGAAGCGCAUCGCCCAACUGAGUCUCGUAGUUCCGUAGUUCCUCGAGCGCAGAUAAAACUUCGGAUAUGCAGAUCAUUUAGCAAGCAAGGAAGAUAUGAACCUCGAAGUACGAACGUAAGACCCAUACGAUAUCAAAGGUUUCUGACAACCCUAUCAUUUGAAAAGCUUGCUUAGUGGGACUCAUAAAAUCGCCUACCACUGCCCUGUUUGCGUUGUUUGAGAUGAAGAUAGCGGUUUUAUUUAGAGAUUAUUUGGAAAGGAGUACAUUUCUUCAAAAUAUGUUUUUUCGUUCAUACUACAAAUGUUAUAUUAUCGUUACGGCCCUCAACUUUUUAAAAAAUCCUCAAUGGUCUUUUUGCCCACAAUUUAACUACUUACUUCUGUCCUACCACAAUAGUGCGUCUUAAUGUUUCCUUGUUCACAGAGGCUUUUUAUCGGAUGCGCUCAAGUUCCUGUCACCGUUUUCUCUCCUUCGACUGUUGGACGUUUCUAAUAAAUCCAAAAACGAGAAAGACAAACACGACGACCGCGUGCUUAAAGGUCUUAGUGCGAACGCUGCCCGAAAUCUCGUUGACUUUCGAAUAAACGGCCAGAAUUUGAGCGCAGAGGAUGUAUCACGUUUAACCUCUGGUUUUCGAAACAGCAUCGUUAACGUCUCUGCGAACACCCUCCCCCUAAUUUCCCUUUCUCUAAGCGGAAAUACGGUUAAGAUUGAGGUACGUUCUAUUUGCGGAUUAUUUCCUGUUUGGAGAAAGCACAACCGAUGUUUUAUCACCUUAUAAAUUUGUAUACGUUAGUCGAGGUUGUUUGUCGGUUUCCGGUUAUGAGAUUUUACAAACGCACGUUAAUUUAUGGGAUUGCAUAACAUUUUCUGCAAGCACGUAUUCACAGAACACUUAAUACCGUACAUCAACUCUACGAAAUUUGAUAUUGGGGAAAACGCCAUUACGGUUGACCAACUUGCAUAUGUUUUUUUUCCAGAUGUGAAAGCAGCGUUUUUUGCUUCUGACAGAGGUUAACCUUGUCGCAAGGAAAGACUGCGUGCCGGAUGGCGUGACAUGGUAGACAGUAUGGAGAUUUCAGACCGGGGAACUUGACUGCGCUUGUUGAUGUAGGACCGAAAAUCUAGAGUAUCGAAGUUUCAGUCGGUAAUCAGAUAUUUUUGGACCAUAUUCCGAAACAUCUUAACAGAUGUUCAUCUUGGAUUUUUCCAACAGCAACGACAAAUGUUUGAUGCUCAGCUCUAUGCCGCCGCCUGCAUUCUUUUCGUUCAUUAUAUCAAAUCACAUUUAAAGAUAAAAAAAGCACUUGGACUAUGAAACAGCAAGAAAGCAUACGUUGUGUGAUCAGCAUGCUCUUUGGAGGCCGAGGCCGUAAACGACAAGUUCGCGUAUUUUCUGCCCCACACCGUCGAGGAUUUGUGGUAGUGUUUUCUUGAACGAAAAUUUUUGUAGACCCUCCUUGAAAGAUAAAAUCGGUCAUAAGUUCAAUAUUAAGAUGGAUUAUCUGGUUGCUUGCCGAAACUCAGGACACGCCUAUUGCUUGUCCUUGGGGUUUAGCCAAAGCAUAACACCAACCGUGUACAGGUGGCUAGUAGCAUGAAACACACCACCUUAGCUAAUGGGCCUGCUCUAAUUGGAAAUUCUAAUUCCGUUUGGUCUGCAUACCAUGACUCCGACAUUUUUGCCCUGAAUUCUACUUUUUUUGAUGAUCUUGAAAGAAUUAUCCUAUCUGCUAACUUUCCGCAACAAAGUCAUUUCCGGUAAAUCCACUCAUGUUUCAUGCCGCCUACCCUGCAAAAAUUUGGUAAAAAAGGGUAAACUUCUAAAGAAAUACUUCCUUUCGGAUUUGUUUGAAUUUUUUGGCAAUUAUCCAUAGGGUUAGUCUUGUUCAAUGACUGCAUAGGCCGCCAGAGACUUAUAAUUGAGUGUUACAGUAACUUUUCGUGCGGGCAUACUGCUUCUUUCACUUCCGGCUAUUCAUUUGCACUCAGCUGGGAAUGCGGGACAAAAUGGCCGUCCCCUGUAUCCAAGCACGAGGUGUUAUUUUAUAAAUGACAGAGAUUAGACCUUCUUGCCUUCUCAAAAACAAAUUUGGUCUCUGCCUCUCUUGAGUCGCCGAUGGUGUGAUGCGUUAAGUUUUACUAACGCUUAUCUUAAAUAAGAUGCUCGGGACAGUAAGACCGGACCUCAACGAGUGAGUAAACUAGUGGUUUCUGGAAGUUUACAAGAAAAGUGAUCAGAGUUCAGAAAACUUGUCGAGGUACUUUUAUUGACACUACUUCGGAAGGGCGUGAUACUUCUUCGUACCUUGUUUUGAAUUUGAUAAUGGCUGCCAAAUGACUUCAAAUGUAAUCAAACGAGAGCACAUUGCGUAAAUCCCAGGUAAUAUAGAAGGUAUAUCGGUAUCUUCAGUAGGUAGACAAUGAGUGAAGGCAUAAAAAAAGAAAUGAAUUCAGUACGGUGCAGUUUGGUAACUGGAUGGAAGGAGUUUCAAUUGCAGAAUAACUUGACCUGAAGCAAUUGUUUCCAAUUCAAUCGAGUAAUCGUUUUUACGAACGAUAUCUAAGAGGGGCAUUGUACGCAAUAUUUCUAUGCAGCUCAAACAUCAUAUGCUUUAAUGUAUGCUUUUAAGUUAACCAAUGCGAGUUCACCCAGAUAUGAAUCUGUAAUUGUCCCAGAAUCCUGACAACUGGUAUGUGGCCAUUGAAAAGCUAUUGCAUUGCCACAAUGCCAAUUUGGUUCCCUUUCUUGUAGGACCUUCAGUACCUACUUUCUGUUUCGCCCUACCUGCGAGAACUUCAACUGGACGAAUGUCAAUUGGACGUUUUUGAGGUGACGUUCAUUGUUGUCUUUUGUAUAUUUCCAUUUCUUAAGGAGGUGUUUCCUCGCUUUCAUUCUUUAUACUGA